AUGUCAGACCUCUCAGACAAUACAGAAAGCGACUCGAGCAAGCGGCAAGCUGCUAUUCUCGAGCGACAUCUGCCUGAAGGGUAUUCCGCUGAGCCUGACGUCAGUCUCGGAAUCCAAGGCACAACGGCAUCUACAACGUCACCCGGAAUUACUGGCGGCUCUCCACGCCAAUCGCCUAUGCUUUCUCCUCGGCUCAUUGCUUUACCUCAUGCCAAUCUACCGGAAGCCUCAUCGUCCAAUUCUGUGUCAAAUGUUCGGCAUGCAACAAACAAAUAUUCGCCGUCACCAACAAGGGACAGUGUUGCCAAUGGAACCAAUGGAGGUACAACAGACGAAGCCUCUAUCCCGGAGAAUGUCGAGUCAUCACUCAAGCUUCAGGGCGGCGAUAUACAUCGCGACAUGUUCAGAAUAAAGGCCCGAGCCAACUCGUUGCGUCGAGCCAACACCUUUUCACACCAGCCUUCAGCUCCACUCCACCCGGACGACGGGCUCACAUACCCAGAACAAACCGAGCCGGGGGGGUUUAGGCGUAACUAUAUACAACGUCAAGCCCGCGGGCGCCAUAACAGUGGCCCCUUGAUCAUUGCCAAGAGCUUUGUCGAUUUCCUUGACCUCUACGGGAGCUUUGCUGGUGAAGAUUUGGAGGAUAGCGACCUCUCUGAAGAUGAAUCUGCCAUUGAUGACAGAGACGAGUCCGACGAAACACAACCGUUGAUCACGCGCCCCAGCCAUAUUCUUCGGCGUCGUAGUACCCGUCGAACCGCAAGGGAGGGUGAUGCAAGCACGGUUAAGACCUUUUUCACCCUGCUCAAAGCGUUUAUCGGCACGGGAAUCAUGUUUCUACCCAAAGCCUUCCGCAAUGGCGGAAUUCUCUUCUCCUCGCUGACGCUUAUUUUCGUGUCCCUGGUCAACUGCCUCUGUUUUCGGCUACUUCUUGACUGCCGGCAAAGGUACGGCGGUGGUUAUGGAGAGCUUGGUGCUUCUAUCGUUGGCCCUCGCUUUCGUAGUUUGAUCCUCACGUCCAUUGCUAUUUCGCAAAUUGGUUUCGUUUGUGCAGGGCUUGUCUUCACUGCUGAGAAUCUUUUUGCUGUCCUAGACGCCGUCACCGGAGGGCGCAAUAACGUCGCGCUUGGAAUCCCCGCCCUUAUUGCUCUCCAGCUUCUGCCUCUCAUUCCGCUUGCCUUAAUCAGGCACAUCUCGAAGUUGGGGCCUGUAGCACUUGUUGCAGACGUCUUCAUCCUCGUUGGGCUUGUCUAUAUCUGGUAUUAUGAUGUUGCCACUCUUGCCACCCGAGGCCUCGAGCCCAGUGUUCAGCUGUUCAAUUCUUCUUCUUGGACCUUGACUAUUGGGUCAGCCAUCUUCACCUUUGAGGGAAUUGGUCUGAUUCUUCCGAUUCAGUCGAGUAUGAAGAAGCCUCACCAUUUUGGGCCUCUUCUUUACUUUGUCAUGUUCCUCAUUACUAUCAUCUUCACGUCGGUCGGUGCGCUCUGUUAUGGAACAUUUGGAGAAAAGACCAAGAUCCAAGUGAUUUCCAAUUUCCCACAGGAUUCUCCCGUUGUCAAUGCGGUGCAGUUCCUCUAUUCGAUGGCAGUCUUAGCAGGCGAGCCUGUGCAGCUCUUUCCCGCCGUUCGAAUCAUGGAGACCAGUCUGUUUGAGGAACGCAUGUCUGGCGCGAAGAAUCCGGCCGUCAAAUGGAAGAAAAAUGCCCUCAGGACAUUGCUCAUGAUCGCCUGUAUUGGAAUCAGCAUUCUCGGUGCUACGGACCUCGACAAGUUUGUAUCUUUGAUUGGAAGCUUUGCAUGCGUUCCCUUGGUGUACAUCUAUCCUGCAUAUCUACACUACAAGGGAGUGGCGGAGACCAGUGCCAUAAAGGUUUUAGACCUCAUUCUCAUGGUGGUUGGCAUCAUCGCCAUGGUCUACACAACAGGCAUGGCCAUAUUCCAGUGGAUUAAUGGGUAG
This is a messenger RNA of Geosmithia morbida, 1959 nucleotides long. RefSeq names its product solute carrier family 36 (proton-coupled amino acid transporter). Gene Ontology annotation, biological process: amino acid transmembrane transport. The record is from RefSeq and is a predicted model, not a curated record. Gene Ontology annotation, molecular function: amino acid transmembrane transporter activity. The coding region runs from base 1 to 1959 and encodes 652 amino acids. NCBI's taxonomy places the organism in Eukaryota, Fungi, Ascomycota, Sordariomycetes, Hypocreales, Bionectriaceae. The transcript has a single exon.